Molecule: messenger RNA, 1018 nt
Organism: Mus musculus (house mouse)
Lineage: Eukaryota; Metazoa; Chordata; Mammalia; Rodentia; Muridae
Gene: Lyzl4
Product: lysozyme-like 4
Exons: 6
Coding region: 405-842 (145 amino acids)
Cellular component (GO): extracellular region; motile cilium; acrosomal vesicle
Molecular function (GO): lysozyme activity
Source: RefSeq, marked validated
CUCCUUCCUCUCCUUCCUAGUCUACCGCACUUCCCUUGUUCUCUCUCCCCCUGAGCCUGAGCCUGAGCCUGAGCCAGGCCUCUACUACGCACCAGGGCAUAGGAGAACAUUCUGGCUCACAGAUGUCAUAGAGAAGGUUCUAGAAGAGUUUCUCAUGGAGCAGGAUCGAUGGUGUAGAAACUCUUGGGUGAAGACAAAUGGGUUAUUAAGAAAGUGGCAUCUGAGAAAGUGCAGGGGACCCAGUGCCGGCAGAGUACCCAGCCUGCAAGCAACGUGGACUCCCUGCCGGGCUGUGCCUCUCCUUUCCCUGGAAAGUCCAGUGUCCCUAUGACCUUGGAAGGAGCUGCCUGAGACUCUCUGUUCAGCCGGCAUCCACAGCUUCGAGCCACCAGAGCUUGGCGACGAUGCAGCUGUACCUGGUGCUUCUCCUCAUCAGCUACUUGCUGACUCCGAUCGGUGCUUCCAUCUUGGGGCGCUGCACAGUGGCUAAGAUGCUCUAUGAUGGGGGCUUGAAUUAUUUUGAGGGCUACAGCCUUGAAAACUGGGUGUGCCUGGCUUAUUUUGAGAGCAAGUUCAACCCCUCAGCUGUCUAUGAGGACCCACAAGAUGGCUCCACCGGUUUCGGCCUCUUUCAGAUUCGUGACAAUGAAUGGUGCGGCCACGGCAAGAACCUCUGCAGUGUGUCCUGCACUGCUUUACUGAAUCCAAACUUAAAGGAUACGAUCCAGUGUGCCAAGAAAAUCGUGAAAGGAAAACAUGGGAUGGGAGCGUGGCCCAUCUGGUCCAAGAACUGCCAGCUGUCUGACGUUCUGGACCGGUGGCUGGACGGCUGUGAUCUGUAGGCACCCGAGUGGCCCUGCCUCACUUGCCAGCCUCGUCUUGGGACUGAGGAUGCUCUCCUGUUUGCUGCUUCAAUCCACCCAGUUACCUCACCACUGGCCAGCUCCAGGUGGAAAAGGACGGCAGUCCUCACUUCAUCCAGGGGUGCAAGGUGCAGAAUAAACCAGCUAAUUACUCA